Messenger RNA from Cannabis sativa, 3496 nucleotides. RefSeq names its product receptor-like protein EIX2. The transcript is spliced from 2 exons. Lineage: Eukaryota; Viridiplantae; Streptophyta; Magnoliopsida; Rosales; Cannabaceae. Gene Ontology annotation, molecular function: protein binding. Bases 133 to 2973 code for a protein of 946 amino acids. The record is from RefSeq and is a predicted model, not a curated record.
UAGCUAAUUUCAUAAGUUAUAAGGAUAUUGAUUUGUUAUAAAUAGAAUACUAGCCACAAGCUAAGACUGCAAACCGAAACAUUAGUCUUAAUUAUAAGUUAAUAUCUAUAUUGUGUGAUUUGUGAGAAUUAUAUGAUGAGUAUUUUAUUUGUAGUGGGGUUUAUGUUUAUGCUCUUGUUUUCCACAACUGCAAAUGUGGUGAAUUCAAAUGAGCGUAAUAAUACACCUCAAUGCAUUCCCAAAGAGAGAGAGGCUCUCUUAAAGUUUAAGACCACUUUAAAUGAUUCUCAAGGGAAUUAUCUAUCCUCCUGGUCCAAUAAUAGCACCACUCAAAACUGUUGUGAAUGGAGACACAUCACUUGUGACGACCAAACCAGCCAUGUUGUUUAUGUUGAUACUAGUGGAAUUGACACACUUGGUGGCGAGAUUGACUCUUCGUUGGCCGAACUACAUCAUUUGAAGGAAUUGUACCUCUCUGACAUGAACAUCAGUCGGAUCCCAAAGUUUAUUGGCUCUUUCAAAGAGCUUACAAAUCUCGAUCUUAGUGAAAAUCCAAUAAGUGGAAUUAUUCCUCCACAGCUUGGAAAUCUCACUAAAUUGGAAUAUCUUGAUCUUUCAAAAGGGACUUCUCAAAUGACUAUUGAUAACCCUCGAUGGCUCUCCCAACUUACUUCUCUAGAGAAUCUCUACAUAUCAAAUUGUCGCCUUCUCAAGGUACCUGAUCAUACUUCAUCAUCCUCUAUUUCCCAUUCAAACUAUUCCUUCACUUCUCUUCAACAUCUUGAAAUCUCUCAAAGUUUUAUACAUCCUGCAACAAUUACUUGGUUACUAAAUUCUACUAUUAACCUAGAAUUCUUGUAUUUAAAUGAUAACAAUCUUAGUGGAACAAUAUUACAUGAUCUUCUUGGAAAUAUAUCAAGUUCCUCCAAGAAUUCCUUAAAGUCUUUGCAGUUGAGUUCUAACCAACUUGGUGGGUUGAUUGUUGAUGACUUUGAAAAUACCUUCCCUUAUUUGAGUGAGCUUACUCUUGACAAUAAUCAGUUGGAAGGUAAUUUUCCUAACCGUUUGAAAACAUUUCCCAAUCUUGAAAGAUUAGAUGUAAGUCAUAACAAGUUCGUAGGAUUAUUGCCUGACCUUUCAUCAAUGCCAAAUCUAAUUAGUUUCAUUGCAUCCAACAAUAAGUUCAGUGGUACUUUAAGUGAGAGUAUUGGCAAGCUUGACAAUUUAAGGGACUUAGAUGUCUCUUCAAAUCAUCUUAGUGGGUAUGUCUCUCACGUACUAAAUCUACAAUGCCCGAGCUUGAAGUACCUAGAUAUUUCCUAUAACUUAGACAUGACAUCUAAAUUCAACUCCAAAUAUCCUAUCAUCCCCUCAUUUAAAUUGGUAUUCAUAAAUUUGGCUUCUUGCAAGUUAGGUCCUGAAUUUCCUAAUUGGCUACAAACCCAAACAGAACUCAUAUAUCUAGACAUUUCUAAUUCAAGUAUUUCUGGUCCUCUUCCUAAUUGGUUCCCAAAUAUAACUUCCAACUUGAAUUAUUUAAAUAUGUCUCACAACCUUCUUAACAACAACUUGACCAAUUUUCCACUUUCACAAGAAGCUGAUCCUGUACUAGUUGACUUAAGUUCCAACCAAUUCCAAGGUUCUAUCCCACCUUCCCUUCUCGUUAAUGCAACCUACUUGUAUCUCUCCAAUAACAAGUUCAACGAAUUCAGUUGUGGAGCAAAUGAGUGGGACAAGUCAAUAGCAGUAAUUGAUAUUUCUAAUAACAAUUUAUUUGGAAACAUUCCUGAUUGUUGGGAAAAUUUCAAACAAUUGGGUGUACUUAAUUUAGGAUACAAUAAGUUGUCUGGAAAGAUUCCUAGCUUUAUCAAUAUGACAAGUAUUAAAACUUUACAAUUGAGGCACAAUAAUUUCUCAGGAAAUUUUCCUUCCUCAUUGAAAUAUUGCACUUCACUUGAAGUUCUAGAUUUGGGGAGAAACACUUUGAAAGGUCCAAUACCCUCAUGGAUUGGGGAAAAACUAAACAACUUAGUUUUUCUCAGUUUGAAGUCAAAUAAGUUUUAUGGAAGUAUCCCAUUCAAUCUUUGUCAACUUACUCAAAUACAAAUAUUAGAUUUCUCUUCUAAUAAUUUAUCAGGAUCCAUACCUUCUUGUAUUAAGAAUUUCACUGCAAUGGCUCAAAUAAAUUCUUCAGAGACGACCAUCUCUUCAAUCAUGGAAAUAGAUCAUUAUCCUAAUUUUUGUCCUAGAUACAAUCGUGGUUGUUUUGAUUUCAUUUGGUAUGACAAUAAUGCUUCAAUCACAUGGAAAGGGGCACAACACGAGUAUGUGAGGAUUUUAGGAUUACUAAGAGUUAUUGACCUAUCAAGUAACAAAUUGACUGGGGAGAUUCCUAUAGAAGUGACUCAUCUCUCUCAGUUGGUUGCACUAAAUUUAUCAAGGAAUAAUUUGUCUGGAAAAAUUCCUAGAAAGAUUGGGAAACUAAUCAAUCUUGAAGUGCUUGAUUUGUCUCAUAAUAGAAUAAGUGGAAAAAUUCCCAUAGGCCUUGCUGAGGUAUCAUACUUGAAUUACUUAGAUCUAUCAAAUAAUCAAUUGUCAGGAAGAAUCCCUACUGGUACUCAAUUACAAGGCUUCAAUGCUGCUACAUAUGCCAUGAAUCUUUGUCUUUGUGGAACUCCUCUACCAAGUUCAUGCCCUGGAGAUGAUGAUGAUGAGUCUUCGCAUGUUCCCGCUUACGAUUCAGCUCAUGAUGACAAUGAUAAAAAUGGUGGAGAAUGGCUUGACUUUUCGUGGUUUUACAAGGGAAUUGGAGGUGGAUUCAUUAUUGGAUUUUGUGGUGUGUGUGGAAACUUAUUAAUCAAUAAUUCUUGGAGAGCUUCCUAUUUUCGAUUGAUGCAAAAUAUUGGAGACUGGCUUUAUGUGAUGAUCAUCAUUAAAUGGAAUUUCUUGAGGAGAAAACUUAUUGAGCACUAACUAAAUUUUUUUUUUAUUGUAUUCUUUUGCAGAUAGAUUCUAUUGUGAAGAUAAGAAUUAAGAAGGUAAAUAUUUAACACUAAUUAUUCUACUUUGUAGCUAAAGCACUCAAAUCAUCAAUUUAUUUACUUAAUCUUUUAAAAUACAUUAAAAUUUCACUUUUUUUUUAUUAUUUUACAUCAAAUUUAUAUAUUAAACUAUGCAUCAAAUUUUUUUAUUUUUGUUCUCUAUACUACUUUAAUAAUACAUAUCUCUAAAAAUUUAACUUUUAGCAUAUUUUCUAUUGAUUUAUACUUUUUUGAUAGAUAUAUCUUGUGGAUGAAGAUGUAAGUUCGAGAUGGAAGGAAGAUAUAUCUUGAGAAUCAAUUAAUUUGGAUCUCUAUUUUAGCUUGUUUUUCAUUUGGUUUUUCAGUUUGUUUGUCAUGAUCAUCAAUAAUUUGUAUUUUAAUUUCACAAUUGUUCUUUUAGAGUGUAUUUGUGCUUGCUUAGUCUAUAAUAAUAAAGUGUAAAAUUUUCUUUGUCA